Messenger RNA from Trichobilharzia regenti, 1886 nucleotides. Lineage: Eukaryota; Metazoa; Platyhelminthes; Trematoda; Strigeidida; Schistosomatidae. The record is from the annotation of a GenBank genome assembly.
AGUUAUUCAUAAAGCCUGUUUGUUUCUGCCAUCAUUCGCAAACAUCACUUAACAAUAUACUAACAACACACAGAAUCACAGUGAUCUCCAAUCAGAAAUUUCGUUGUUACCAGCAUGUUGAUAUAAGUGGAUGCAUAUUUAGACAGAAAGACAUCGUCAACGUUUUCGCGUCUUCUUCUGACAUUCACUGCAAUGAAGCUGAUCAUAUUUCUCAUCUGUUUAUAUCAAGUUAAUUCUGAGAUUGUCAAGAUUCCUUUGCAUCCGGUGACUGGAAUCAGUUCAAUGCUGACUCCAUAUCGAAAACUGUUCAGGUUAUUACAACGAAGUUGGAUGAAUUUAUUGAAUGUCGCAGAUACACCAACAUCAGAACCGCUGUAUAAUUAUGGCAAUAUUCAGUACUACGGGGAAGUGCUUGUGGGAACGCCACCACAAAAGUUUCGUGUACUCUUCGACACAGGAUCAACCGACACCUGGCUACCGUCAAGAAAAUGUUGGUUUCUUGAUAUUCCAUGUUGGUUCAUUCGAUUCUACGACAGUUCAAAAUCAUCCACCUACCAGUCGAAUGGUACCAAAUUUAAUAUCAGUUAUCUCAAAGGUAGUUACUCUGGAUUUUGGAGUAUGGAUACAAUGCAGAUAAGCUCCUUAGUCAUUCGCAAUCAGGCGUUUGGUGAAGUGACAAAUGUGUUUUCCGACGAUUUCUUUGGUAGUAAGUAUGAUGGAAUCGUUGGUUUGUCAAGGAGAAAUGUGUCAAGAUAUGGGAACACUCCAUUCUUCCCGAAUUUACUCUCUCAAUCAUGGAAUAUGGAUCCAGUAUUUUCGUUCUAUUUGAGUCGGAAGAAUGGUCAUGUCGGUGGAGAGUUGGUGAUUGGUGGUGUCAAUCCUGAAUAUUUUAUCGGAGAUUUCGAAAACUUGCCUGUCAUUUCUCAUAACCGUUGGUCUGUUGUAAUCAAAAGCAUGAAGAUAGCUGGAGUAGACUUUUGCCUUGGAACAUGUAUUGGUAUUAUAGAUACUGGAACGUCUUUGAUACUGGGACAUAGUAGAGUGGUGGAUUUGAUGAAUGAUAAUCUUGGUGCCAGAUGGAGUGGUGAAGGAGAGUAUUCACUCGACUGUAAUUACAUUCACAUGCUUCCCUCAAUUUCGCUUGUCUUCAGGAAGAGGACUUAUGUAUUUACCCCGAAGGAUUACGUGCUUAAGGUGGACAGCUGGCCGUUUACAGACUGUACAUCACCUUUUGCUAGCAAUGAUAAAUUAUCCCCUGGAUAUUGGGUUCUUGGAAAUGUGUUCAUGAGCAAGUUUUAUACUGUAUUCGAUUUCGUGAAUGGAAAACGAAAUGAUACCGUUUGGACUAAAAACUGGCAAUUUAAUGCUAUUAGUUUUAUCAAAGAAUUAUUAUACCAUAAUUUACAGUAUCUCGGAUUAUUAUGGAGUAAAUUAAUCAUCUGUCUUCAGCAUAAAGUAAUUCCUAAUUUGUAAUAGGAUGGAGUCGUUUAUAUCCGUCAGACACACAGACCUGGCCAAAUGUAGAUCACUUGACCCAAAUAAAAUAAGAAGUCUAAUUAAUAGCACAACUGUAGCACUACAUGCAGUUACACACAGCCACAAAACAGGAUGGGAUUAGACGGAAGACCUUAAAUCGAAUAUCAAAGGGUGGAUGCGUAGAUUGAUAGCUCCAGAUUUAUUUAUCGAAGCAACUGAGAAUACAUGAGCUGGGAUUGGUUCAACACACGUCCCAAAUAUCUUGGAUGUUCUACUGCUCCCACAACAAAUGAGGAGAAGGGAGAAGUGAAGGAGAACCGUAGAAGUCAAGAUUCAAAGUUGUGUGGUCCCAAUCGAGAAAUUCUACUAUUUCACAGUGGGAUAUAUUCAAUAAUUAAAUUAUUGUAGAA